CUCGGCAUCGCCAUUCUUUCUGCCUUGUAUGUGGCACAGCCUGUGGUUGGAUCAGGCGAUAACCAGAUUUCGAUUCAUUGACUGCGGUGGCACCAUCCCCGCUUUCCCCGCCGUUCGGGGACCCUACUUAGCGGGAGGGUAAAGUACUAUAUAACUCUCCACUGUCGCCGCUUAGCCAGCCUGCCUGAUCUUCAUACUUCAUCUACCCAAUUACACUCAUAACAUCCUUCCCAACAACAUCCUCGAAGAUAUUUUCAACAUGGGUUCGGCAACAGCUUCAACCCUGCCUCCGGACUUUCUCUGGGGGUUUGCGACUGCCAGUUACCAGAUUGAAGGUGCGGUUGACGAGGAUGGCCGUGGCCUCUCUAUCUGGGACACGUUCUGCAAGAUUCCUGGCAAGAUCGCAGGAGGAGCCAGCGGCGACGUUGCUUGCGACUCGUACCACCGGACCGCUGAAGAUAUUGCGUUGUUGAAAGAGUGCGGCGCCCAGGCAUACCGGUUUUCAAUCUCAUGGUCGCGCGUGAUCCCUUUCGGUGGUCGGAAUGACCCUGUCAAUGAAAAGGGUCUGCAACAUUAUGUCAAGUUUGUUGAUGACCUACUGGCGGCAGGCAUCACACCUCUCGUCACCCUCUUUCACUGGGAUCUUCCGGAUGCAUUGGAUAAGCGCUACGGUGGCCUCUUGAACAAGGACGAGUUUGUUGCGGAUUACGCCAACUAUGCUCGUAUCAUCUUCAAGGCUCUUGGUUCGAAGGUGAAGCACUGGAUUACGUUCAAUGAGCCGUGGUGCAGCAGUGUCCUUGGAUACAACGUGGGUCAGUUUGCCCCGGGUCGCACGAGUGAUCGCAGCAAGAGCGCGGAGGGCGACAGCUCGCGCGAGUGCUGGAUUGUGGGUCACAAUAUUCUUGUGGCCCAUGGAGCCGCGGUGAAAAUCUAUCGCGAAGAGUUCAAGGCCAAAGAUGGCGGUGAAAUUGGGAUCACGCUCAAUGGUGACUGGGCCGAGCCCUGGGAUCCGGAGGACCCAGCCGAUGUUGAGGCUUGCGACCGAAAGAUUGAAUUCGCCAUCUCGUGGUUUGCAGACCCAAUUUACCACGGGAAAUACCCGGACAGCAUGGUGAAGCAGCUGGGAGACCGACUCCCUCAGUGGACACCGGAGGACAUUGCGCUCGUCCACGGAAGCAACGACUUUUACGGUAUGAAUCACUACUGUGGCAACUAUAUCAAAGCCAAGACGGGCGAUGCGCACCCCAACGACACCGCUGGGAAUCUGGAGAUCCUGCAGCAGAACAAGGAGGGCGAAUUCAUCGGCCCCGAGACCCAGUCGGCCUGGCUGCGGCCGUACGCGAUUGGAUUCCGGAAGCUGUUGAAGUGGCUCAGUGACCGAUACGACCAGCCCAAGAUCUACGUGACUGAGAACGGGACAAGCUUGAAGGGUGAGAACGACUUGCCGCUGGAGCAGCUGCUCCAAGAUGAAUUCCGGACGCAGUAUUUCCGCGAUUAUAUUGCUGCCAUGGCUGACGCAUAUACGCUGGAUGGGGUGAAUGUGAGGGGCUACAUGGCCUGGAGUCUUAUGGAUAACUUUGAAUGGGCCGAGGGCUACGAGACCCGAUUCGGGUCGACCUACGUGGACUAUGAGAACGGACAGAAGAGAAUUCCCAAGGACAGCGCGAAGCAGAUCAGAUCGAUAUUCAACCAAUAUAUUGAGAAGUGAAUAGGGGUGACUGGGGAGGAAUGUAUAUCUUCAAUCUAUAUAUUCAUCUCAAUAGAUUGGUGAAUUACCGCCAUCUCUAUAU
Messenger RNA from Aspergillus ibericus CBS 121593, 1790 nucleotides. RefSeq names its product glycoside hydrolase family 1 protein. The record is from RefSeq and is a predicted model, not a curated record. The transcript is spliced from 5 exons. Gene Ontology annotation, biological process: carbohydrate metabolic process. Bases 260 to 1708 code for a protein of 482 amino acids. Lineage: Eukaryota; Fungi; Ascomycota; Eurotiomycetes; Eurotiales; Aspergillaceae. Gene Ontology annotation, molecular function: beta-glucosidase activity.